Molecule: messenger RNA, 1536 nt
Organism: Paramuricea clavata
Lineage: Eukaryota; Metazoa; Cnidaria; Anthozoa; Malacalcyonacea; Plexauridae
Source: the annotation of a GenBank genome assembly
AUGGCGUCGCUGUAUUGUUCCUUCACACGUUCUCUUUUUCUUCAACGAUUCCUCAGAUCGUCUUGGUCACUGGCAAUGUUGGCACGUAGUUCGUCUUCUGUCGUGGCGCCAAACGACACCAAUGUGCUCCCAUUCUCAGCAAUUCCAGGCCUAAAAGGUAGCAUUCGAAAUAUUUUGGAGUAUACGAAAGGUUCGUUUUUUGACGUCGUUACGAAACGCUUCGAAAGAUAUGGUCCAAUUUACAGUGAGGAAAUACUCGGCACGCGAAUUGUGAACGUUUCUGACGUAGAAGCCACGAGCAAGGUUUUGCGCACUGAUAGAACUUUUCAAAUGCGUCCGGGCUUGCAAGCCGUGGAAGACGCAGGGGACGAAAUUAAUCCCGACACAGGUUUUGGUCCGAUCUCGAACGACUAUGAAAAAUGGUAUCAUGACAGAUCGCUGCUGGCGCCGAAGCUGAAACGUCUAAAGGAUGCCCUUGAAACAUUGCCUAUAUUAAAUACUGUAGCGGAUGACUUUGUGAGGAGAAUGCAGCAACAAUCGCGGCGUGACGGGACGAUAAAUAACAUUGAAGAGCAGUUUACGUACUGGAUUAUUGAGGCGAUCGCCGCGGGCUUGUUCAAUGAGCGUCUUGGUUUCUACGAUCAACCUCCAGAUCCAGAUGCAGUUGUGUUCGUGAAGUCCGCCAAAGAGAUGUUGAAAAAUGUUGGAACACUCAAUGUUACUGCUCCCCUUUACAAGUACAUCAAGAUUCCGGCGUAUUAUGCGUUAAAGAGAAGUUUUCUUACAAAUAGUGCCACUGGUAUGGACAUUAUCAAUAGAGAGUUAGCGAAGAAGAAGGGUGAGCGAGGAAACAGAACGACGCAGACAUUUUUUGAAUAUCUGUCUGCCAAAGAAAAGAUUACAUCGAAGAGCAUGGCAACAUACCUUACUGGACUGAUGGCAGGUGGUGUUGAUACGACCAGUACGACGUGUCUUUGGCUGCUUUACCACCUCGCUCAGAAUCCAGAAGUGCAAGAGAAACUUUAUCAGGAGUUGGUGUCCGUUCUUGGCCCUGACGGGGAAGUAUCCAAAACGAACAUCCAACGUUUAUCGCUUGUCAAGGCAACUCUGAAAGAGACAGGACGUAUGAAUCCCACCGCUGCAUUUACGAUCGCUCGGGUAUUUGAUAAGGAUCUCAAUGUUCUCGGCUACAAUAUACCAGCUGGUGUAUAUGUUUUAUUACACGAACAUUUGCUGUCGGUUGAUGAGCGCUAUUAUGGGGAGGACGCGAAGCAGUUUGUACCGGAGCGAUGGCUGCGUGAUGCAACAGGAAAGAGGACUCAGGAGAAUCCGUUUACUUCAUUACCAUUCGGUUAUGGAGUAAGAAUGUGUUUAGGUCGACGACUGGCAGAGUUACCAAUCUACACGUUGGUAAGCAAGAUCAUACUUAGUUUUCGUUUGGAAUACGCAGGAGAUACUGCGGUGAAUAAGGACAUGGUGGGUGGGUUAAUGAAACCUGACCGACCUCUCUUAGUGAAAUUCAUACCAAGAAAAUAG